Cheilinus undulatus (humphead wrasse) is the source of this 1592-nucleotide messenger RNA. Its product is annotated as ribonucleoside-diphosphate reductase subunit M2. Gene Ontology annotation, cellular component: cytosol. The coding region runs from base 153 to 1310 and encodes 385 amino acids. The transcript is spliced from 10 exons. Gene Ontology annotation, molecular function: ribonucleoside-diphosphate reductase activity, thioredoxin disulfide as acceptor. Lineage: Eukaryota; Metazoa; Chordata; Actinopteri; Labriformes; Labridae. Gene Ontology annotation, biological process: deoxyribonucleotide biosynthetic process. The record is from RefSeq and is a predicted model, not a curated record.
UAAAAAGGGCGAGCGGACAACAGAAGCCGCUUCAGUCUUUCCUCUGUGUCUGUCCUGCUGCUGUUAGUUUAGUCCUUUUUUCUCUUUUAGACUUUAUUUUAGUCCAUUUUUAGCUUUUACCUUUGUGUUUGUGUGAAUCUAAAGAAACCAAAAUGCUCACUGCUCGCUCUCCUCUCUCCGUGAAGAAUGAAAACGCCAUCCGCAGCCAGCUCAACAACAUGUCGCUGGACAAAGAGAACACGCCUCCGAGUCUGAACUCCACCCGCAUCCUGGCGUCUAAAACCGCGCGUAAAAUCUUCGAUGAGCCUGAGUCCAAAGCCGUGAAGAAGAGCGGCAGCGAGGGGGAGGAGCCUCUUCUGAAGGAAAACCCUCGCCGCUUUGUCAUCUUUCCCAUCCAGUACCACGACAUCUGGCAGAUGUACAAGAAGGCUGAGGCCUCGUUCUGGACCGCAGAGGAGGUGGAUCUGUCUAAAGACCUGCUGCACUGGGAGUCUCUAAAGGACGAGGAGCGGUACUUCAUCUCUCAUGUCUUAGCCUUCUUCGCCGCAAGUGACGGAAUCGUCAACGAGAAUCUGGUGGAGCGCUUCACUCAGGAAGUUCAGGUGACAGAGGCCAGGUGUUUCUAUGGUUUCCAGAUCGCCAUGGAGAACAUCCACUCAGAAAUGUACAGUCUGCUCAUUGACACCUACAUCAAGGACCCCAAAGAGAGAGAGUACCUGUUCAAUGCCAUCGAGACUCUGCCCUGUGUGAAGAAGAAGGCUGACUGGGCCAUCAACUGGAUUGGAAACAAGAGCGCCAACUACGGAGAGCGCGUGGUGGCGUUCGCAGCCGUGGAGGGAAUCUUCUUCUCUGGUUCUUUCGCUGCCAUCUUCUGGCUGAAGAAGAGAGGCCUGAUGCCCGGCCUGACCUUCUCCAAUGAGCUCAUCAGCAGAGAUGAGGGUCUGCACUGCGACUUUGCCUGUCUGAUGUUCAAACACCUGGUGAACAAGCCAUCUGCUGAGACCGUCACCAGCAUCAUCAAGAACGCCGUGGAGAUCGAGCAGGAGUUCUUGACGGAGGCUCUGCCAGUGAAGCUGAUCGGGAUGAACUGUGACCUCAUGAAGCAGUACAUCGAGUUUGUAGCAGACCGACUGAUGCUGGAGCUCGGGUUCAACAAGAUCUACCGAGUGGAGAACCCGUUUGACUUCAUGGAGAACAUCUCUCUGGAGGGAAAGACCAACUUCUUUGAGAAGCGUGUGGGUGAAUACCAGAGGAUGGGCGUGAUGUCAGGCACCACAGACAACACCUUCAGGCUGGACGCCGACUUCUAGAUUCACUUUAACUUUCCACUGGAACUCUACCUCUCACCCAGUGCAUUCUGGGAUAUCUUGAAUCAUGGACGUGUACAGAUGAUUUUUAAGGUGCGGCUGGUUCAGCUACACUGAUUGGGUCCAAGUUUGACACUGUAAAUAUGUUUUAUUGUUGUAUUAAAGCUGUGGCAGAUUUAUCUAUUAGUACUUUUAGAUUCUCAGUGUUUUGUAAUUUUCUUUAGAGAUGUACAGUUUCCUUUUAAUGCUCUUGUUGUUUUGUAAUAAAAGUUGUAGGAAAAGAAA